Molecule: messenger RNA, 873 nt
Organism: Coniophora puteana RWD-64-598 SS2
Lineage: Eukaryota; Fungi; Basidiomycota; Agaricomycetes; Boletales; Coniophoraceae
Exons: 3
Coding region: 1-873 (290 amino acids)
Source: RefSeq, a predicted model, not a curated record
AUGCGCGAGCUCUCCCAGCUGAAGCAGAGCCCGCCGGAAGGAAUACGCGUGGUCACGAGCGAGGAUAAUAUGUUGGACGUGACUGGGAUUAUCGAGGGGCCUGAGGGCACACCGUAUGCUGGCGGGUACUACAGAAUCCGGUUCAAGUUUACCGAGGAGUUCCCAGCUGCGCCGCCGAAGUGCUGGUUCGCAACCAAGAUCUUCCACCCGAACGUCUCGGGCCAGGGCGAGAUCUGCGUGAACACGCUCAAGAAGGACUGGAAGCCCUCGUUCGGCAUCGCGCACAUCCUCGUCACCGUCAAGUGCCUGCUCAUCUACCCGAACCCCGAGUCCGCGCUCGACGAGGAGGCCGGCAAGCUCCUCCUCGAGGACUACGAGAGCUACUGCGCGCGCGCACGGCUCAUCAACAGCGUGCACGCCACGCCGCGCACCCGUCCGCCGGAGUUUGACGACGGGAAGGGCGCCGAUGGGGAGGAGGGACAGGCGGGGCCAUCGAGGCCUCAACAAUCAGCGGCUCCGGCGCCGCCCGCGACGCUCCCGCCUCACUCGAUCACGCUCCCGCCACCACAGCUCUCCGCCGCAUCGCCGCGGUACAAGUCGAUGUCGCCCUCGCCCCUGCCGCCGCUCUCGCAGCCGCUGCAGAGCUCGCCCGCGAACACGAUGUCCAUGGCGGGCGGUGCCCCACCAGGCGGAGCUUCGAAGAACGAGAAGGAUAGGAGAACGUCGCCGGCGCCGUUGGGCCCCGCGGACUCGAAUAUCGCGGCGGGAUCGGGGGCGGGUGCUGCUGCUGCGUCUGGCAAGGCUAUCAAGCGGACUGCUGUGGGUGGGAUGACGAGUGCGGAGAAGCGCAAGAAGGCGCUGAAGCGGCUAUGA